AUGCAUUCGCUCCGCAGAGUAUUUGCUCUUGUCCAGCCCAAGCCCUGGUUAUAUCCAGUCCGAUUCCUGAGAAUGAAAAUCUGGCGUAAGAAAACCACUUAUAUAGAAGAUGGGCUAAAGUGGCUUGGAUGGCAAGCGCUUGUCCAUGUACUCAGCUUUGGCGAUGUUCUAAAAUGCAUUGUGGAAGGCUUUCAUGGACUUCGGAGUAGUCGACGUAAUGCAAUCAUGGCUCACUACGUGGAUGCAGGGAUCGAGGGCAGGGCAAGCCCGUACAAAACAAAGGAUCUCUCUGAGGCAUUGGACCUGGUGGAUCGAGGCCCGGAUGAACACUAA
Molecule: messenger RNA, 333 nt
Organism: Botrytis fragariae
Lineage: Eukaryota; Fungi; Ascomycota; Leotiomycetes; Helotiales; Sclerotiniaceae
Exons: 2
Coding region: 1-333 (110 amino acids)
Source: RefSeq, a predicted model, not a curated record